Messenger RNA from Neltuma alba, 543 nucleotides. RefSeq lists its product as uncharacterized. The transcript is spliced from 2 exons. The record is from RefSeq and is a predicted model, not a curated record. NCBI's taxonomy places the organism in Eukaryota, Viridiplantae, Streptophyta, Magnoliopsida, Fabales, Fabaceae. The coding region runs from base 1 to 543 and encodes 180 amino acids.
AUGGGUGUCAUCUUUGAGCAAGCACCACAUAUCAUCCUCAAACUAGUGGCCAGAACUACAUAUAAGACACCAUUAGGUAUGUCCCCUUACAGACUAGUAUAUGGCAAGUCAUGUCAUCUUCCUAUAGAGAUUGAGCAUCGAGCACAUUGGGCUAUGCGUGCUUUGAAUUAUGAUUUGAAAGCUGCAGGUGACAAGCGUGUUCUCCAACUCAAUGAGUUAGAUGAGAUUAGAAGGGAGUCCUUUGAGAAUGCUCAUAUAUACAAGGAGAGAAUUAAAGCUUGGCAUGACAAAAGAAUUCUGAAGAGAGGAUUCAAAGUUGGGCAAAAAGUUUUACUAUUUAAUAUAUGCUUGAAGCUGUUCCCAGGUAAGUUGAGAUCAAGGUGCUCUGGACCUUUUAAAGUUAUAGAUGUAAAGUCGUAUGGAGCUGUUGAAGUUCAAGCUAAUGACGGAAGGACAUUUGUGGUUAAUGGACAGCGCUUAAAGUUAUAUUAUGGAGGAGUCCAAGUUGAGACAUCAAAAUCCAUCUCUCUUAAUGAAGUCUAA